This is a messenger RNA of Blepharisma stoltei, 288 nucleotides long. The record is from the annotation of a GenBank genome assembly. Lineage: Eukaryota; Ciliophora; Heterotrichea; Heterotrichida; Blepharismidae.
AUGGCACUUGAAAAAAUAACAAUAAGACUAGAAGACAUCAACGGGAUCACCAAUGCUCAAGAAAUCUAUAGAGACUGAAAAUACUCAAAUCUAGCAAAGAAAAUAGCUGAUAUUUAUGGGGUACCGAAUGCUCAGCAAUCUAUUGUGUUCCAAACAAGAGUAUUGAGAUUUGAUCAGCAUAAAGAUAUAACAUUAAGGGACUUGGGAUUAGUAAAUAAUUCAGUAAUAAAAGUUAUGCAUCGGCAGUUAGGAGGCAAAAAUGAAGGCUUGAAUAUUUAUCAGAAUUAA